CGAUGAAAGUCUUUAAAGGGGUUCGUUGUGGCCGUAGCAGCUAUAAUUGGUUUCAUACAUAUCCCAAUAAUUCCUAAUUGUAACGAUAAUAUUGUUUAUGUAACACAACACGCAAAGUUGGUAGCCUUGUCACUGACAUAAUUGGAACCAAAUUGCUAAAAUCGUUAAAAUUUCAAAAAUAAGUGUAUAUGGGGACCGAAAUCGAUGUCUUUAUUAGUAAUUAUACUCUCGUCGACCCGGAAAUCUAUCAACUGUGGGUGGAGGGUCACACAGCGAGUGAAGCCGUCUCGAUUUUGAAUCAGAGGGGCUUAGGGCAGCUGACGGGUGCCCCUCUUGAACUGAUAGCCAGUGAUGUGUUGGACCACUAUCGCACCUACUCACUUCUGGAAAAACUCCUCAGUAACCCAAACAAACUCCAAGAACAGUUGGCGUUUCAGAUUGAGCCCCAGACACGAAAACUACUCAUAGAGAAGUAUUACGAUUUCGACGACAGCGUCGUCCGAGAGCUCAUUGGAAAAAAACUCUCCAGCAAACACAGAAAAGACUUGGAUGAAGUGUCUGAAAAGACAGGCGUUCCGUUAAAGUCGUGCCGGCGCCAGUUCGACAAUGUUAAACGAAUUUACAAGAUGGUGGAAGACAUGCCAGGUCCGGUGGUCCAAAAUAUCCAAAAUUUGUUCUACUUACCUGAAUACAUAGCGAAAAAAUACGCUUGUAUCGUGUUUCUAGCGUGCAUUCGUUUUGAGACCAAGCGGAAACUAAAUCAUAUCACGUUUUCUUGUUGGAAGAGGUGUACGGAGGCUAUAAUGGACAACUGGACGAACAAAUUGGCAGGUGUUGACAAUUUCGAUACGGAACACGACAAAGACUUCUUCUCUGAGUUACGAGAGAUUAAAAUUUUGUUAGAGAAAGAGAAAGAGCACAAGCAUCUAGUGUGCGUGUUGUUGAGAGCCAAGCUUUUGCAGAAAUGCUACCUGGACUUGGAUGCCAAUUUUAAGAACUAUAAUCGGGCGAUUUUGUUGCCUACGACAAAUAUGCACCGUCCUCGAGAUGUUAAAAAUAUGUUUGUCGAACUGACUUCGCUUUCGGAUAGUUUAAAACAGGCAAAUUGGACUGUACCAGAGUUGGAAGUUUUUCUAAAUGCGUAUACACAGUGUGGCUGCGAAAUUGACAUUAUAAGAGACUCAGCGGCACUCAAAAUUUUGUGGGAAAAGUAUAUGAAAGUGAUAACAGAGUGUCUCCUGGCGAUGUACUAAUUUUAAUCGUAAUAACACAAAUAAAAUAAAUUAUUUAUUAAAAAUAGAACAAACUGUCAACAACCUCUAAAACUUGCAAGACCUUUAUAAAUAACCAUGCAUUUACAAUACUCAAAAAACCACACGUACAAGAUAGAAACGUCAACUUUUAUAACGACGCCAUGUUGGUAAUCUGAAAAGUGUCAUAAAAAACGUGUUAUUCUAACCACGUGACUUAC
Molecule: messenger RNA, 1471 nt
Organism: Zophobas morio
Lineage: Eukaryota; Metazoa; Arthropoda; Insecta; Coleoptera; Tenebrionidae
Gene: Fibp
Product: acidic fibroblast growth factor intracellular-binding protein
Exons: 5
Coding region: 189-1253 (354 amino acids)
Cellular component (GO): nucleus
Source: RefSeq, a predicted model, not a curated record